Molecule: messenger RNA, 1581 nt
Organism: Apiotrichum porosum
Lineage: Eukaryota; Fungi; Basidiomycota; Tremellomycetes; Trichosporonales; Trichosporonaceae
Exons: 7
Coding region: 1-1581 (526 amino acids)
Source: RefSeq, a predicted model, not a curated record
AUGCCAAAGAAGCUUGUCGCACACGUUACGCCCACACCGGCCCCAGCCCCCCUCAAGAAGGCUAUCCAGGCCGCCGCCUCCGCUUCGAAGAGCAAGGCAGACGAAUGGCUCACGCCCCACCCCUUCAUGCGGAACGAUGACUCUAACGGCGCACACACCUUCUACUGGUUUUGCUUGGCAUCCAUGGCGUUCCCCAGUGACCUCAUGUUCAUCGGCUCGCUCCUCCUCACUGAGCUGUGGCUCGCGCAUGAAAUCCUUCCCAGAGAGCUUUGGUCCCCGCCCAAAGACUCUCAACUCCCCAAGGAACAAGUGAUCGAUCGCCCAUUUAGCCGACUGGCCGACCGCGCAAAGAUUGUUCGCCGUGGGUUGCGCGAGUAUGCCGACGAGCGAGGCUCCGGCAAGGAGAACCCAAGCAUCGCGCCUCCCUUCGAGGGGGCUCAACUGGGUGUUAGCUGGCUCAUCUACUAUGGCGCUCGCGGUGUCAUGUCCUGCACUGCCACCAGCUCGGAUGAGACCUGUGUAUGCCCUCACCACGUUCGCCUUCAAGGCGGGCCGUCUUUCAGUUCCCCUGCCUGCAGCAAGAUCGCUUUGGACGACCACUUCAACCUUGCUCGUUCUCGGGCCAACCAAUUCUUACAACAGGACCCUGGCCAGUUAUUCGUGUUUGAUUCGCAAGCGUUCUCCCUUCUGAACGCUAGCGGACAGCAGCUCCUUCAGGACCUGGCCGGCACAGAGAUUGCCGACAAGGCCUUGUCCACUGUUCCCAAUAAAGCAUCUCUGGUGGCAGUCAGCAAGCUGUACGAAUCCCCAGAGGUAUCUGCCAUGGGCCCGGACACUGUCAAGACUGGAACAAUGCCCUGGCAGUCGCAGGAACAUGACGACGACGACGACAGGAGCAAACUUGUACCUGUUCACUUCAUCACCUUUUCAAGCCCCCAACUGGACUUUUCGCAAGCCACCAGUUGCCCGCUCAUCGAACCCGCUUCGUGCAAAUUCCCCCUCGCGGAUGACGUUGUCGAGAGGCUGUACAACCUCCCCAAGACAGUGGAGUGUCCCGAGGACUCUCUCACGAUGUGGAUGCAGAGCGCUGUUCAAAACUGCGCUGUCGUCCUUGGCCGAGACACGGCAUUUUCCCAGCUCAAGGCAGCCUGGAUCAUCUUCCUCGAGAGCAACCUUUCCAACAAGAUGCACAAGGACAUGAUUCCGCAGCGCUACAUGUUCGUCUGGGAAGGUCAAAUCCUCAAGAUGGACGAAACCCCCGAGUCGGUCGGUAUGGGCCAGGCCGGGCCCCUGGAGCCCAUUGCAGUGCUGGACGCUGCCGACGUGUGGUAUGGCAUUGGCACGCAUGAACCGGAAUUCGUCCACGACGUUACGAGGGCGACCAACAUUCGCCGCGUCCUCGGUAAGAUGGAUCACGACAAGGACCCCGAACUCACUGCCCAACUGGACCAGACGGCCUAUCUGGUACGCCAGACGAGCGCGUGCCUGGAAGUCGUCGACCAGUCUGCAGACGACAAGAGUGAUUCUCUUGGUCGCUGGGCUAGCUCGCUCAAGGACUCUGUGAUGGCGUUCUGGAAGUAA